GCAUCUUAAAAAAAAAAAAUCUUCAUCUUUCUAGCCCUCUGGACUUUCUUUUUUUUGCCUCCUUGGAACGAUGGACAACACUGACUAUCCGAGACAGUGAUUUUGCACAUAAAGUCUCUCGCUGCCUGCUGCUCUGCUCGGCUGGCUGGCUGGCUGCUGCUGGCGGUGCCAUGCCGCCGGUGUAGUGCGCGUCUGGACGCAGUUGAGGAUGCAGGGGGAUAUACAACAGGAAUAUAUGACAAGUGGAGGGGGAAUGUGCGGGAAUCUCCCUUUUUCACCUCAGUUAAAGAUGUAGUCGUUGUAAUUGGUGCACAGGCUCGGGGGACCCAUUGCUUUCCUCGUAGGAUCUCUGUUCAGUCGGAGCGAGUGCUCGCAGAGCUUUUGGCGGAUAUCUUUUCCAGCCCGCGGACUGCACGCGCUCCGGUGCCGAGAAGGUUUUUCAUGCCUAAAUGACUGAAAUGUCUCAAAGUCAGUGUGCUGCCUUGGUUGGUGAAGACCAGCCCCUCUGUCCAGACCUCCCUGAACUUGACCUCUCAGAGCUGGAUGUCAGUGACUUAGAUGCAGACAGUUUCCUGGGUGGCCUCAAAUGGUACAGUGACCAAUCAGAGAUCAUUUCCGCUCAGUAUGGCAACGAGGCAUCCAAUAUUUUUGAGAAGAUAGAUGAAGAAAAUGAGGCCAACUUGCUGGCAGUGCUUACAGAGACCCUGGACAGCAUCCCGGUGGAUGAGGACGGAUUGCCUUCGUUUGAGGCCCUGGCAGAUGGGGACGUGACCAAUGCCAGUGACCGGAGCUGUCCCUCCUCCCCUGACGGCUCGCCGCGUACCCCAGAGCCUGAGGAGCCUUCCCUGCUGAAGAAGCUCCUUCUGGCACCCGCAAACUCCCAGCUCAGCUAUAAUCAAUACACAGGUGGCAAGGCACAGAACCAUGCAGCCAGCAGCAACCACCGGAUCAGACCACCACCUGCCGUCGUCAAGACGGAGAGCCCCUGGAAUGGCAAAGCAAGAGGGGGCUCCAGCCAACAGAACCGCCCGGUGAGGCGGCCUUGCACUGAGCUGCUGAAAUACCUAACGGCCACUGAUGACAUCCUGCUCCACACCAAAGCCAGUGAAGCCAAGAGCACCUGGGGGGGUGCCAGUAGCAGAGAAAAGGGUGGCUUGGGUCUUGGCGCGUCUUCCUCCUCCUCUUCGCCAUCCUCGUCAUCCACCUCCUCGUUCUCCUCCCUCUCCUCCACCUCUUCUUCCUCAUCCUCCACCACCUCCAAGAAGAAGUCAGCUGUACCAUCUCAACAACUACAGCAGCAAGCCAGCGCACAGCAGCAGCAGCAGCAGCAGCAGCAGCAGCAGCCGCCGCAGCAGCAUCACCAGCGAGGUGAGAGCCGGGCUGCAGGCGAGUGUAGUGUGGCUGGUGUUGGGGCUGGGAAGUGGCAGCGUUGCAGUCACGAUGACGGGGUUGAGGAGUCGGAGGGUGCUUCUAUCCCUGUCGGCCACAGAACCUCCACCUGCGGCCAUGCCCGCCCCAAACUGGAGCACGGGCCGCCCAGUGAAGAAGGAAGGCCGCCAGGCGAUGUGGGCCGCCUGGCCGCCGCUAGGUUUAUUAGGUAUAUGCAUUCUUAUUCCCUCCCUCCCCGAGAGGUGAGUCACAGCUGUGAGCAUUGCCGAGAGGCUGCGGGCGCCACUCAGGCUAGUGAGGGCUUUGGCAGGCAAGGCCGUGGUAACAGUAAUGGUGCCAGCCGUGCACCACGUAGGCACAUCACAGUGACUAUUAGGAAAAGAGAUGAGAAGCCGGGGCACCCCUUACUUAGCCAGCUGCUCACCUCCAAAAAGAGGCCUGCUCGAUAUAGAGCCCACUUACUCCCACCUAAGAUCACCCCUUUACCCAGCACUCUGAGCAAAUCAGCAGGUAAAAGGUCUAAGAGCCCAGCCCAGACUGUCUCAAAGGUGGAGGAGAAAAAGUUGGGAGGGACCACUGAUUGUAGAAACCGGGCUGUAAGUCAGGUUGAAGAGCCUGACUCAGGGUCCCUGUUGUCACCUCUGGCCUUAGACCUAGAGAGCUGGGUUAGCCAGCCAGGGCUAGACACAGGCUUUGGACUAGAGCUGGGGUGGCUAAUCCAUGGGGAGGAUGUUGACCAUGAUGAUGAUGAAGGUGUUGAUGAUGAUGAUGAUGAUGACCAUGUCACGGGCAGCCCUGCAGCGGUGCUCUCACAGGGCCCACCAAGCCCACUCUUCCCAGAUACUAGAAUUGCAGAGCCCGCCCCUCCCUGCAUCAUACAAGGGCAAGGGCACCCACACAGGCAGGCACUCAGCGAGCACCCCGACGACCAGGGCCACCCGUUGUUAGCCAAACCAACCACCUUGCCACUUCCUUUGACCCCAGAGUCUCCAAAUGACCACAAGGGAUCACCGUUUGAGAACAAAACCAUUGAACGCACAUUAAGUGUGGAAAUUGCUGGAACCCCAGGUCUGACACCACCCACCACGCCCCCACACAAAGCCAGUCAAGAGAAUCCUUUCAAAGCAUCGCUCAAAACCAAGUUGUCUUCAUGUUCCUCCUCAGCCUUGGCAUGCAAAAGAGCCAGGCUGAGCGAGUUGGGCCCCGGCGCUCUGGCCCCGGCCCCAGGUGCCUCAGGCGGGGGCCCCACAAGGAAGGGUCCCGAACAGACUGAGCUUUAUGCCCAGCUGAGCAAAGCGUCCACCGCCCUCCCUUACUCUGUCACCCAACACACAGUGGGGGGUGGCCUUGAGGAGCAUCGCAGCACUAGCAACAAUAAGCGAGCGGCGCCCCGCUGCUACAGUGAUCAUGACUAUUGCCAAGCGUCAGCUAGCACUAAGAAGGACGGCGGCACAGCCACUGUUACCAUGACUACAGUCACCUCAGGUGCCACUGUUACUCCCAUGCCAAUUGCAGGCAAAGUGGAGGACAGGCAUGUCGAAUGUAAGGACUCAGCCAUGCCACCGUCCUCUUCAUCAUCAUCAUCAUCAUCUUGUUCUCCAUUAUCAGCUUCAUCUGGUCCUUUGGUUAAGCAGCAGAAUUUUGCCUCUGUGGAUGGAGAAGCAGCCCGGGUCCAGGGUUUAGGGAAGCAGACCCUUACACAAACCCUCCAGAUCCCAUCACAAGAGGCCACUACUGACGGGGACCAACAGCACUCUUCUGCCAUCAGCCGGAAGCUCCUGUGCGACAAGGAAAUCAGAGCAGAACUCAAUAAGCACUUUGGUCAUCCCUUACAUGCCCUUCAUAGCCAGGGUGGCCAGAAGAGAGAACCAGGCAGCAAACCGAAUAAGGCUACAGCCCCUCAGUCUCUUGAGGAAGGAGAGGAUGGUAACUGCUCCCAAAGGCUGCCAGGCUCCAGCUACCUGCACCCAGGGUUCCUGCCCUUCCACGAAGAGCUAGAGCUGGGUGAGGGCCGUGAGAGUCGCUUCCUCUAUCCAUGGGAGGGCACCCCUCUGGACCUACUCUUUGACUGCCCCCCCUGCUCUCCCUCCUGUUCCCCACCAUCCAGCUGCUCCCCUUCACGAGGCUCCGUCUCCCCACCUUCCUCUCUCCUCCUCUCGCCCAGCAGGCCUUUCUGCUGGACCAGCAGCAGCUCCCGCUCCCGUUCUCGUUCCCAUUCUGGCUCCCGCAGCUCCUCCUCACACCACCGGAGGCGCUCCCUCUCCAGUUCACCUGACAGACGCCCCUCCUCCUGGUCUCGUCACAAUACAGAUUCAAGCACUUUUCGUUCCAGGACUCACAAGAGCCCCCACCCUCAGUCUCGAUCUCCUCUCAGCCGCAGGCCAAGGUAUGACAGCUAUGAGGAGUACCAGCACGAGAGGCUGAAGAGGGAGGAGUACCGCCGGGACUACGAGAAGCUGGAGUUUGAAAGGGCCGAGCAGAGAGAAAGGCAAAGGCAAAAAGCAAUAGAGGAGAGACGGGUGGUGUACGUGGGGCGACUGAGGUCCGACUGCACCCGGACGGAGUUGAAGCGUCGCUUUGAAGUCUUUGGCGAAAUUGAAGAAUGUGCAGUGAACUUGAGGGACGAUGGGGACAAUUUUGGCUUCAUCACGUACCGCUACACUUGUGACGCCUUUGCCGCCCUUGAGAACGGACACACCUUACGCAGGUCAAACGAGCCUCAGUUCGAGCUGUGCUUUGGCGGGCAAAAGCAGUUCUGCAAAUCACAUUACACAGAUUUGGACUCCCAUUCGGACGACUUUGAUCCAGCCUCCACAAAAAGCAAGUAUGACUCCAUGGAUUUUGACAGCUUGCUGAGGGAGGCCCAGCGCAGCCUGAGAAGGUAACCAGUUCAGUGGCACCUGCUGUCUGUCACAAAGAGGGACUUCUGAUACCUCACUGUUGUUUCUCGCUCCUUUGACGACGAGACUACCAGAAGUUUUACACUCUAUGUCAUAGAGUAUAUAAGAAUAAGUCUAUAGACCUAUAUCAAUAUAAAUGAAUAUAUCAAAAAUAAAGUUUACAUGAACAUAGCUGCUGAAGAGCUGGAAAGAGACAAUGCAUUCUGGGAAAGCCAGUGAACCCUCAGAACCUGGUGCACAGGUUUGGUGCACUCUACUGCUGUACAACCAUCAGUAAAAGAAGAAAAGAAAAACUUUCAUGAUUAUUUUUCUCCAAGCACUACAAUGCCCACAAUUCUUUGGGAGUGAAAACAUGCAGCUUGUUCAACCAGAUUUGUUUUCUUUUGCUGUUGACUUUUCUUUCUUUUAUUCUUUUAAAUCUGGUGUUUGGAUCUAGUGUUACAAGCAAGAGUAUAGGGAAUUGUAUCUUGGAGGUAAAAUUCUCAAGGUAACAUUGUUGUCUACAUUUUAAGGAGAAAUGUAGCUGUGUAUUUACAAAUACUAUAAAAAGGAAUAUUUUUAUUUUAUGUACAUAUCGGAUAAAGUUCUUUAUUUGUUACAGCUAUGCACUGUAAAAUGCAGCCUUUUUUAAAAAUGAGGAGAAACUUUCUUAAUUCAGAAUGUCGAUCUGUAGUAAUUACAAUACUGUAAAACAUAUUGUACACCUACAUGAUGUUUAGAAGACAUGAUAUGAUUGUAAAAAAAAAAGAAAAAAGAUGUGUCCAAUUGCUCAUUUUGAGGGAGCAUGUGAACAAACGUCCUUUUUUAAGUUAUUUUGUUGGGGAAAAAGCAGUCAACCAUGUAUAGUUUUAUCUGUUUAUAAAGUUUCUCAAUCAGUGUUUUUGCUUAUACAACCAGUGUAAAAUGCAUUUUUAACGUGUUUUUCAUGAUUGUAAAAAAAAAGGUACCCCAUUUUUUUAUUAAUUAUUUCUGAAGCAAUCAGUGUAUAUAUAUACAUAUACAUAUAUAUAUAUAUAUAUAUAUAUAUAACUUGGUUUGAUUUCAUUGCUUUGUAUGGUUCUCGUUUUGAUUACCUUCAGUGAGAGACGAUACUGCAUUCAAAUCUUUUCAAUCAAUACAAACACAUAUUUAUCUAUUUAUUUUAAUAUUUGAAUCAAGAAUAUUUAUGAGCUCCAUUUUACAUGGCGCACCUUCAUGAAAUUUAUUUACUGUUUAUGUUGUCCUUUUGAUUUGUGUUAUUUAACUUACAAUCACUAGACAGGGUGUACAAUAAAUGGUUUGGUGGGGGAUAAUAUUACCUUCUAUGCCUUUCCAAAACAAUCAAAACAUUCAGCUAAUCACUCCAGCAGUCAGCCCCUCAUCAUUUUAAUGAUUUCUGUCUCCACUACCAGUCAGAUUUGCAGGUCACUGGUUUUUCUUUCCACACAGAAGCAGAACAUGAAGCAAUAAAAUGAUUUUGCAGGAAAUUUGUUGUACCACUGUAAACACUUGUUGUCAUCGCUCCACUCACGCUUGAUUAUGUGAAUGCCAAACAAAAGUUUACAAUUUCCUUUUCCUGAAUUUUUUAAAGAUCUUGUAUUUGAUGUAAUAUAUAUAUAAAUAUAUAUAUACAAUGAUGAUACUACUAAUAUUAUUCACAAUAAUUACAAGAUGAUUAAUAAAAAUAACAAUGAUAAUAAUAUAAAUGAAAGACAAAAAUAUAUAAAAAGCAAUAAAUUAUUUUUCAGAGUUGUAUUUUAGCUCCUAUUGUUGUGUGAUUUUUGGACUUGACCCAUUACCCAGUCGCUGGUAGCUAGGAUGACUCCAUUCCAGUAUCUUGGCAUUUCAUCACCGUGACAUUAUCCUGUGCGGUAAACACUUGAUUGUCCCCGCUCCCAACUCUCCUCCUCUUCCCUUUAAGAUGUAAUUGAGUCUAUGUGAUUGUAAUGCACGCAUUACUUUGUGACAUCUGUGCAAACGUGACUCUUAACUCCACCCUGUGUGUACAAUAUGUCGAGUUGAAACUGUUUGUUGUGUAGUGCAUGGCUAUUACAGGAUGACAGUUGGUAAAGUAUAUACCACUUUGGAUAUCUGCCUCUCAGCUGUCUUUAACUGGCAGAUUUUAAAUGACAUUCUAUAAGCCUAGAGAAAACUACUCAACGAUGUAUCGCAUGCCGCACCAUUUUCCAUCAGAC
Molecule: messenger RNA, 6463 nt
Organism: Morone saxatilis (striped sea-bass)
Lineage: Eukaryota; Metazoa; Chordata; Actinopteri; Moronidae
Gene: ppargc1a
Product: peroxisome proliferator-activated receptor gamma, coactivator 1 alpha
Exons: 13
Coding region: 450-4274 (1274 amino acids)
Biological process (GO): positive regulation of transcription by RNA polymerase II
Cellular component (GO): nucleus
Molecular function (GO): RNA binding; transcription factor binding
Source: RefSeq, a predicted model, not a curated record